GGCGGGAGCGCGCGGGAGCCGCGGGCGGGCCGCAGGAAACAUGAAGGUCAUCACGUGUGAAAUAGUGUGGCAUAAUAAGGAGCCGGUUUACAGCUUGGACUUCCAGCAUGGGGCGGAUGGGAGGAUCAAUCGCCUGGCCUCGGCAGGGGUGGACACAGCCGUGAGGAUCUGGAAAGUGGAGAAAGGCCCGGAUGGAAAAGCCAUCGUGGAGUUCCUGUCCAACCUGGCGCGCCACACCAAGGCCGUGAACGUCGUGCGCUUCUCUCCCAGCGGGGAGAUCCUGGCCUCAGGAGGGGAUGAUGCUGUCAUUUUGCUGUGGAAGCUGAAUGACAGCAAAGAGCUGGAGCCGUUGGUUUUUCAGGAUGAAGAUGAAGCUCAGCUCAACAAGGAGAACUGGGCAGUCAUCAAAACUUUGAGAGGCCACUUGGAAGAUGUGUAUGAUAUUUGUUGGACCUCAGAUGGAAAUUACAUGGCAUCUGCUUCUGUGGAUAACACAGCAAUCAUGUGGGAUGUCAAUAAAGGACAGAAAGUUUCAAUAUUUAAUGAGCACAAGAGUUAUGUCCAAGGAGUAACCUGGGAUCCUCUAGGCCAGUAUAUUGCAACCCUGAGUUGUGACAGGGUCCUGCGAGUUUACAGCACCCAAACCAAGCGAGUGGCCUUCAAUGUCACCAAGAUGCCAUCGGGGUCGGGCACUGAAGGAGAGGCGAGGAGCUUUCGGAUGUUUCAUGAUGACAGCAUGAAGUCGUUCUUCCGCAGGCUCAGCUUCACUCCUGAUGGCUCCUAUCUGCUCACUCCAGCUGGCUGCGUGGAAUCAGGAGAGAACGUUACAAACACCACUUAUGUUUUCUCCAGAAACAAUCUUAAAAGGCCCGUGGGUCACCUGCCCUGUCCUGGCAAGGGCACUCUGGCUGUUCGCUGCUGUCCUGUGUACUUUGAGCUGAGAGGAGCCUCUGCUAAAGAUGAAAUCAGUCCCAAAUCGCCCCCUGCCCUGUUCAACCUCCCCUAUCGAUUGGUGUUUGCUGUUGCUUCAGAAGAUUCUGUGCUUUUUUAUGACACUGAGCAGUCCUUCCCCUUUGGUUACGUCUCCAACAUCCAUUACCACACCCUGAGUGACAUUUCAUGGUCCAGUGAUGGGUCCUUCCUGGCCAUUUCCUCCACGGACGGGUACUGCUCCUUCGUCACCUUCGAGGAGGAUGAGCUGGGAGUGCCCCUGAAGGAAAAGCCCCAGAUCCAUGCCAGGACUCCUGGAGCAGCAGCAGACAAGAAAGCCAAGAAGAGCCAAUCCCACAAAGUGAUUUCCCCAGGCUCCAAGCUGGCAGAGGGGACCCCUCCCAGCAAGGAUCCCCCACUGCAACCCCGAACCCCCAGCACUGCUGGGAAGGAGCUGCCUUCCACCCCUGUGGGCAUCAAAACCACUCCAGUGCCAUCCCCAUCCACCCCUGUGGGCAGCAAAACCACUCCAGUGCCAUCCUCAGAGGAGAGGAGAAGCAGCCAGGCAAGCACCCAGAGCAGCAGAGCCCCCCAGCCCAGGAGGGUCACCUUCACCACGCUGCAGUCCUGUUUCAAAACACCCAGGAGAAUAAACUUGAUUUCCUUGAAGCCAGACACCCCAACCUCUGCAUAUCCAGACCCAGCCCCCAUCCCUCCUUCCUCAGAACAGGAACAUGAGAAGCCAUUGCCAUCUGAUGAGAGCCUCCAAGCUCCCCCAGCACCAAAACGUGCCAGGACUGAGGAAUUGUCCCUUCCUGGAGACCAAACCACCUGUGAGUCCAACAAAUAAAGGCUGGGCAGACCCCUCACAGCCUGAAGUCAAAGCAGCCAUGUCUGAGUGCAUUUCUUUCUGCAAAAAUUCAAUCCUCAAUUCCCAGUCCAAGCUCCCUGUGCAUGUUUGAUGUAGAAACAUCAACAUUUCUGUGAAGAAACUGCCAGUAGAAGACCCAGGUUUCAGGAAUGUGGUUCUGCAGCAGGAGAAAUAGUUGGGAAGUGAUGUCAAGAUUAAGGAAAUCAGGGAAGUCUGGGGAUUAAAAAUCCAGCCAGUAAGCUGUGAGUCUCCAUCACGGUCCCCAAAUCCAUGUUUAGGAAAGCAUUAUGUCUUCCAGUAACUGUCUGGCAAAAAGAAUUGAAUGCAUUCAUAAGAUUUGAUGUGGUUCAAGAUCUAAAAAAAGAGGAAAUUGUGUCAUUCCAGCAUUUUGGUUUAUUUCUGGUGUCCAAUGAUGCUCCCCAGUAGCUGUGGGGUGGAGCUGAUUCACUCUGAACACAGCAGCAAAGCUCAGGACUGGGAUGUGGAAGCAGAAAUGGGAAGAUUUAACUGCAAGAAACAAGAAAGCAAAAGGAAGAAAUCCUCUGAAGAGCUGCUGGAAGAAUGAAACAGCAGAAAGUUCUUCUUGUUUAAUUUCUGGACUUAAAAAAGAAAUGCAGGUGUGAAAUUUUCCUGAGGCAGCAGGAUUUGAGUGUGUAAAUGAAAUUUCCCCUUUCCUUUUUCCCCAACUUAACUCCCUUAGCCAAUAAAACACAAUCCAGUGGAUGGGAAACUUCUACACCUAAAAUUUCUUUUUAGCAGUUCAUACUUCAUAAAAGCAGAAAUACAAAUGUUCCAGAAGUGACUCACAAAGGUCUCACAGGGAGGAAAUAUUAACAAACACCUCUGUCAGUCCUUCAGGCAAAUGAACUCUUGCCUCCAAUUAAAUUUCAAUGAAUAAUAAACAAAAAGUUGUAGGAAACUUGGUGGGAGAUCAUUGUUUUCUCACUGUGAUGAGGAUGGAUUUUCAUUAGACUUAAUUAAAGCUGGGUUUUCUUCUAGUGAAGAAUUGCAGAGAGAUAAUUCUUAUAUUUUUUGGGUUUCAAGUGGAUUUUGCAAUUUUUCAGAUGGGUUUCAAACGGAAUUUGCAAUUUUUUAGAUUGGUUUCAAGUGGAUUUUGCAAUUUUUCAGAUGGGUUUCAAAUAGAAUUUGCAAUUUUUCAGAUUAAUUUCAAGUGGAUUUUGCAAUUUUUCAGGUGGGUUUCAAAUAGAAUUUGCAAUUUUUCAGAUGGGUUUCAGGUGGAUUUUGCAGUUUUUUAGAUGGGCUUCAUUUCAAAUAGAAUUUGCAGUUUUUCUAAUGGGUUUCAGGUGGAUUUUGCAAUUUUUUCAGAUGGGUUUCAUUUCAAAUAGAAUUUAUAUUUUUUAGAUAGGUUUCAGGUGGAUUUUGCAAUUUUUUCAGAUUGGUUUCAUUUCAAAUAGAAUUUACAUUUUUUUAGAUAGGUUUUAAGUGGAUUUUGAAUUUUUUCAGAUGGGUUUAAAAUAGAACUAGUGAUUUUUCAGAUGGGUUUCAAACAGAUUUUCUAACUUUUUAGCUGAGUGAGGAUUCAUGAUUGUCUUGCUCCUGAAAAGACUUUUUGCUGUGUAAUAAUGGUUAAUUUUUAAACAGCCAGACCUUGUGCUCCUGUGCUGUUGAAGUUUUAAUUUUUAGCCACCCAGCUGUCAAUAUUAAUUUCUCUUGUCAUUAAUUAACCACUGCCUUCUGAUCAAAAUUUGCUUGAUCCUUGCCCAUGGAUUCCAGACAGACUCUGCAUUUUGUCUGCACAUGAACUUUGUUAGCAAAUAAAGAAAUAAAUAUAAUAGAUAAAAAUAGAAAUAAAUACUAUAUUAAAAUAAAUAGAAUAUAAAACAUAAAUACCAUCAAAUUAAUAACAAAAAAAAAAAGACCUUUCAGGGA
Vidua macroura (Pin-tailed whydah) is the source of this 3691-nucleotide messenger RNA. It is a transcript of the gene CHAF1B, whose product is annotated as chromatin assembly factor 1 subunit B. Gene Ontology annotation, cellular component: CAF-1 complex; nucleus. Gene Ontology annotation, molecular function: protein binding. The coding region runs from base 41 to 1780 and encodes 579 amino acids. The record is from RefSeq and is a predicted model, not a curated record. Gene Ontology annotation, biological process: nucleosome assembly; DNA replication-dependent chromatin assembly. Lineage: Eukaryota; Metazoa; Chordata; Aves; Passeriformes; Viduidae. The transcript is spliced from 14 exons.